AAACACGAAACGGAAACACCAAACGGCGAUAGAUUUCUCUAAGAAGCGGACAUAUCUUGAAACACAUGGCAGCAAUUUCUCCAUGGUUUUCUUCUCCGCAGAGCUUUUCGAAUCCCCGCGUUUCGACUCGUUAUAUUACUACAGAAGAUGUACACCAAUUCCUGCUGUCAUCUCUGCUCUCAAACGUUCCGACGAGGAAGAACAUCAAAUUUCUUGUUCUAGAGAUCAUGUUUCGAUGAAGAGAAGGGGAGUCAUGUUACAGAUAGCUUCCUCUGCUUUCUUCCUUCCAUUGACCAUUUCACCUGCAUUUGCGGUUGCAGAGACAAAUGCGUCAGAAACUUUCCGUGUGUACACAGAUGAAGCAAACAAAUUCGAGAUAUCAAUUCCGCAAGACUGGCAAAUCGGGCAAGCAGAACCCAACGGAUUCAAGUCGAUCACAGCAUUUUACCCUGAAGAAACUUCAACUUACAAUGUGAGCGUAGCGAUCACUGGACUAGGUCCGGAUUUCACUCGGAUGGAAUCUUUUGGAAAGGUCGAAGCUUUCGCCGAGACACUGGUCAGUGGAUUGGAUAGAAGCUGGCAGAAACCAGCAGGAGUGACUGCAAAGCUAGUCGAUAGCAGAUCUUCUAAGGGGUUCUAUUACAUCGAGUACACCUUACAAAACCCUGGAGAAGCUCGUAAGCAUUUGUACUCUGCAAUUGGAAUGGCUACAAACGGUUGGUACAACCGUUUAUACACUGUCACAGGGCAGUGUACAGAUGGAGAAUCCGCUGAACAAAGCUCCAAGAUCCAGAAGGCAGUCAAGUCUUUCAAAUUCAUA
Molecule: messenger RNA, 820 nt
Organism: Thlaspi arvense
Lineage: Eukaryota; Viridiplantae; Streptophyta; Magnoliopsida; Brassicales; Brassicaceae
Source: the annotation of a GenBank genome assembly